GCGGGCGGGGGGUCCCCGGGCCGGCGCGGGGCGCAGCCAGACGGACGCGGCCGGGGCCCCAGACACACGGACGGGCUGGAUCGGGCGGCAUCCCCUCCCCCCACCGAGAUGAGCUCAAUAAUCUUCAGCCCCUGGGGCAGCGCCAAGCUGCUCUCGGCUCCCAGCCCCGCCCAGCAGGGGGAGCCGGAGGGGUCCCUGGGGGGGGCGCCCGGAGCCUCCGAGGGGGGAUCCCGGUGCGACUGGUGCGAGCAGCUCACGGAGCCGGGGCACAGCAGGGACUGCGGGCACCACGUCUGCAAAGAGUGCGAGCGGGACUCCAGCAGGGCCGGGAUCCUGUCCUGUCUUCAGUGUUUGGAGGACCAGGGAAAGCAGCUGCUCAACGACCUGGACCGGGUGCGCCAUCCGCAGGUUGGGAUGGUGGAGGAGGGCGAGGCCCUGGCGGCCCCGUCCCGCCGGCGCCUCGUGGUGGAGGUGGUGCAGGGGCCGCAGGAGCCCCGGGGGCGGCUGGACCAGCGGCUGGACGAGGUGGAGGCGCAGCAGAAGACCUUGCAGAACAUCGUGACGGUGCUGAGCCGGGAGAUGGGCCGGCGCGAGGGGGCCAGAGGCUCGGCCAACGGGGGCUCGGCCAACGUGCUGGGGGAAGCCAUGGCCCGAAUCCUGUACCUGGAGGAGAAGGUGGCCCAGCAGGACACGCUCCUGGCCCUCAAGGACGUGAUGAUCAGCAACCUGGGGGCCCGGGUCGAGGCCCUGGAGCAGACCUCCUACAACGGGCAGUUUCUCUGGAGGCUCCCUGACAUAGGGCGCAAGAUGCAGCAAGCCCUUUCCAGACAGACACCUGCCCUCUACUCUCCCCCCUUUUACACCAGCCGCUACGGCUACAAACUCUGCCUCAAGGUUUACCUCAAUGGGGACGGCACCGGGGCCGGGACGCACAUCUCCCUCUUCUUGGUGCUGAUGAGGGGUGAAUACGAUUGCUGGCUCAAAUGGCCUUUCCAUCACAAGGUCACCUUCACGCUCCUGGAUCAAGUCGGCGAGCGUCACGUCUCGAGCUCUUUCCGCCCGUCGGAAGCCUCCUCUUCCUUCCAGCGGCCCGUGAGCAACUGCAACAUAGCCAGCGGCGUCCCCGAAUUCUUCCCCCUGUGCCAGCUCCACGCCCUGGAAGCCACCUACAUCCACGAGGACACCUUAGCCUUCAAGGCCCUGAUCGGCGACACCAACCUCUAGGGUGGGGCAGUUCGUCUGCGGCCCACGGGCCUGGGCCUCACUCGGGCCUAGAGACAUAGCCGACAGCUUGGACUCCCGGGUUGGCGUCUUUCAAGAUGGCUGCCUGCACCGCCUCUCCCAUGCCAAGCCUUCACCCAAGAUGGCUGCCCACACCGCCUCUCCCCUGCCAAGCCUUCACCCAAGAUGGCCACCCACAACGCAUCUCCCCCCACCAGGCCUUCACCCAAGACGGUUGCCCACAACGCCUCUCCCCCACCAAGCCUUUGCCCAAGAUGGCCACCAAGACCUCACUUCCCCUCCCAUGGCUUCAUCUAAGAAGCUGGCCAUGAAAAAUGGAGGUUGACCCUUCUUGGUAACCACCAUGGAAGAGGUUUUCAAGACAAGAUGACCCUGAAGUCUCUUCCCAGACGGCCACUCAUGAAUAGGUUCUGCCUCCUUUGAAAGCUUAGUCCGAGACAGUGGCCACGAAUAAUGGAGGGUGAGCCCUCGGGGCAGCCAUCUUGGAAGAGACGAAGGUGGAGGGAGACCCUUAAGUGUCGUCCAAGAUGGCUGACCAUGAGAACUGUUAUGGCAGCCAUCUUGGCAGCUGUUCUGACAGUGGAGGGAGAUGUAGGAUGAUCCUCCAGCUGGUGGCCCCCACCCAAGGUCUCCCUCACACAGGGAGGGUCAGCUAUGGGGAUAUACAAAGCCGCCCCCCCCCCCCCAACAGUAUGGAGCUCGCCUUCAGUGCCUGCAGUUCCCCCCACACCUCAGAGAGCAGCUGCACGGCUGUUCCUGGGGGGGGUUGUUGACCAGCUCUUAUUUUUGUAGACCCUACACAAAGUCAUACCGAACGCGACCUCAGCAGCAACGUGCCAAGCAGCUCUGGGCUUUUCAGGAGUCGGAUGAUCCCGCUGGUCAGGGACGGCCAGAAACGGGGCGUUUUUGUUUUCAAUACGCCAAAGCAGACUGGACUAUUUAAGAGGGAAAAUAUUUGUAACUGAAUUAAACUCUUAUUUAUUUAGUUGACAUUAAAUCUAUUUAUGGAUCACAGCAGCUGCUCUGGGGGGGUCGGCAUUUUGCACCCCCCUCCCAAAAAUUAAAGUGGGUCCAAUGGAGAGAAUUGAAAGUGAAGUGUGAGGUUUCCCCUCUAGGGGAUGCUGGCUCCGGG
Messenger RNA from Mauremys reevesii (Reeves's turtle), 2374 nucleotides. Its product is annotated as TNF receptor-associated factor 2-like. Gene Ontology annotation, molecular function: tumor necrosis factor receptor binding; ubiquitin-protein transferase activity; zinc ion binding. The transcript has 7 exons. The record is from RefSeq and is a predicted model, not a curated record. Gene Ontology annotation, biological process: protein K63-linked ubiquitination; tumor necrosis factor-mediated signaling pathway; regulation of apoptotic process. Bases 109 to 1224 code for a protein of 371 amino acids. NCBI's taxonomy places the organism in Eukaryota, Metazoa, Chordata, Testudines, Geoemydidae. Gene Ontology annotation, cellular component: plasma membrane signaling receptor complex; cytoplasmic side of plasma membrane.